Molecule: messenger RNA, 5319 nt
Organism: Sebastes umbrosus (honeycomb rockfish)
Lineage: Eukaryota; Metazoa; Chordata; Actinopteri; Perciformes; Sebastidae
Gene: mboat1
Product: membrane bound O-acyltransferase domain containing 1
Exons: 13
Coding region: 199-1737 (512 amino acids)
Biological process (GO): lipid modification
Cellular component (GO): membrane
Molecular function (GO): acyltransferase activity
Source: RefSeq, a predicted model, not a curated record
AGUUAGAGGAGGAGAGAGAGAGCCUGGGAGUUGCUAUGCCGGGUCUGUCGCACUGUGGACUGCCUUGACUUGUCACGGGGCCUUUCGGACAAACAAACAAUGUGUUUCUGUCACAGAAAAUAGGAAGUUAGAGGACAAACAAGGAGAAAUUCAACCGGGAAACGUUGCAGCGUCGCUGCAGAGAAACAACCAGGCAGGAUGGGCGAGCGCACGGACACUGCGUUUAAAACCACUGGAUCCAAGUGGCUGCUGCCUGUCAGUGAAUACCUGGGCUUUCCUCUUGAUCAGGUGAAUUUUAUGACGUGCCAGCUGUUUGCCCUGACUGCUGCCUUCUGGUUUCGUCUCUACCUCAGUCCCAGCCAUGCCAAUCCCCUGGUCAGGCACGCUGUGGCCACUCUCCUUGGCAUCGCCUUUCUCAUCUUCUGCUUUGGAUGGUACUCGGUACACAUCCUGACAGUGGUGGUCGCAAGCUACUUGAUCAUCAUCAGAGGUGACAUCAACAACGUGCACAGGUAUUCCAUGGUGACGGCUAUGGGCUACCUGACAGUGUGCCAAGUGAGCAGAGUCUUCAUCUUUAACUAUGGAGUUCUGUCCACUGACUUCUCUGGGCCUCUGAUGAUAGUAACCCAGAAGAUAACCACACUGGCUUUCCAGCUCCAUGACGGUAUGUGUAAGAAAUCUGAGCAGCUGACACCGGAGCAGAAAUAUCUGUCUAUAAAUAGGAGGCCUUCUCUCAUCGAGUACCUGAGUUACAAUCUGAACUUCCUGAGUGUCUUGGUGGGGCCGUGCAGUAACUAUAAGGAAUACAUAGACUUCAUAGAGGGCAGACACAUCAGCAGGAGGCUGAGGCAGCACUCUGGGACGUGUAACGGGCAAAACGGCUAUGAUAAGAUACCGGACCCGUCACCUCUGAACGCUGUCUGUCGAAAAUUGCUGGUGUGCGUUGGAUGUAUGCUGUUCUUCCUCACUGUGACUCGGUCCUUGCCGAUAACGUACAACGUGGACCCCCACUUUGUCAGCCAAGCCCCCUUCCUCACAAGGCUCAUCUACGCUUUCUUCUCCAUACAAGCAGCAAGGCCCAAAUUCUACUUCGCCUGGACUCUAGCUGAUGCAGUCAACAACGCUGCAGGUUAUGGUUUCUUGGGGAUGGAUGAAAAUGGAAAGCCAUCUUGGGAUCUCAUCUGCAACCUCAACAUCUUGGGGAUUGAGACCGCAACCAGCUUCAAGACAUUCAUAGACAACUGGAAUAUUCGAACAGGAAUUUGGCUCAAAACGGUGUGUUAUGAACGAGCCCCCAAGCACAGGUUGGCGUUGACCUUUAUUCUGUCUGCCCUGUGGCACGGUGUUUAUCCAGGGUACUAUUUCACCUUCAUCACUGCCAUCCCCAUCACCAUGGCAGCACGAGCUGUACGGAAGUCUGUUCGCCACUACCUACUAGGCUUCAAUGGCUUGAAGCUCGGUUACGACGUCUUAACUUGGGCAGCCACCCAGCUGGCCAUCUGCUACACUGUUAUGCCUUUUCUACUUCUUGCAGUAGAGCCCACUUUGGUUUAUUACAGGUCCAUGUACUUCCACGUUCACAUCAUCAGCAUUCUGGCUGCGAUCGCCCUGCAUCGGAAACACAAACCCAGUGAACCCUCUGCCACCACCAAACCGUUUCCCUCCUCCUCCCUCUCGUCUCCGUGCUCAGCCCAGUGCCAGCCUGUUCAUCCCAACAACAACGACAAAGUAGACUGAAAAUCCCCUCUUCACGUUCUUUUUUACCCGGCUCUCAGUUGAGGAAGUUCUCUCAAAGACAAGUCAAUAUCCCUGAAGGGCAUUCAGCCAACAAAUGGGGAAACAUUAUUUAUUUUUUGGGACAAUAGGAAAAAAAAAACUUUGACAGCACAAUAUGAUGCAGGACUUGAACCUGUGGCACUGGAUGCACAUGGGGAGAUCUGCCUGAUUGAAAGAUUAACAAGAUCAGAACCCUGAUUCUGAUUCAACAAACAUGAGCGCAGCGGCCCGACUGGAAAGAGAAACGUUAGCUGAGUGAACAUCUCCGGUACCACCACCACCACCAGGACGCUGGCCUCCUUCCACUCACCCCUCCACCUGCCCCCCCUGCUCCUCCCUCUGUGCCCAUCUCAACACCAGCUUGCCUGCUCCGACAACAAUGCAACAGUGUGAAGAGAGAAAGGAGGCUCACUUUCUUUCCUGUCCGUCGAUCUGCGCUGUCCUGCCGAUUGGUGGGAUCUAAGCCAGCACAGUGGGAGAGCAGCUCAUAAACAGGGCACAAAUACCAGGACACACACACACACACACACACACACACACACACACGCGCACACACACACAGACACUAGGACACAAAUAUGCACAUACUCUCUCUUAUACACGCUCGUACUUGGUCACACUCUGACGGCAUACAAAGGCUGCUCUUGUGUGGCCACAACAAAAGAGCAUACCAAGAGGAGAGAGAGCCCUGGUUUAUAUGCGUGUGUGUAGACCUUGUCAUGAAAAACUGAAUUGACCAGUUAGACCAUGCGGCUCUCAAACUGUCCAGUGAAACUUUUCCUAAUGACGUCUUUCUAAGGCAGAAUGGCAGCUCCUCCAGGUGAGGAGACUUGACCCUUCUGCAAACACUUUGUUGUAGUUUCUAUGGAUAAUCCUGGGGCUUUAGCGACGCCCCCUGUAAACAUAAAAAAGAAAAGCUAACAAAUAUUUCAAGAAAAAAUUGUGUGCUAUUACAACAGCAAGUCUUUGCUUGUGUUGUUUUUUGCAUUGCGCAAUUGUUACAAGUGAUGAAAUGGUGCAAUAUGAGCAAGGGCUGGACGAUAUAGCCAAAAUCUUUUAUCACGGUAUAGGUCAUUUCAUAUCUAAAUAACGAUGUAUAUCUCAAUAUAGCAUGUUUUCUGAUAAUUCAAUAAUAGUCUAUAUGAAAUAACCACAUGGUAAAGCCUAUUUUUUCUAUACUUCUGUGGGAAUUAAAUACUUUACAGUUGAACAUUUUUCUCAUUUUAAGAACUUGAGUGCAAAAAAACCCAGUUUUAAGUCAAAUUAUAGAGAAUAAAUAAAUAAAUAUAGACUAUCUACCUAGCCUAUAUCACGAUAGAAACGGUAUAGAAAAAUAUAUAUACAAUUUUAUAUUGUUUUGACAAUAUGCAGUACAUCGUCAUAUUGCCCAGUCCUAAUAUUAGCACAGAUUGAUGUUAACAGUUUAAAUUUCCAAUGAUUUCAUGAGCAUAAUCAGUCCACUUUCCCUAAGAAAUCUUUUUGUGCUGAAGCAGUAGGGAAUUUAAUAGUGACAUAGAUCUUAAUGUGUUAGUAUUUUACCACGUGAACGGUGCUGGACACCUGUUUAGGAGUUUAAGCUGUGUUGAAACUGAGAUGAAAUACACUUGAAGUUUCUAUUUUUUGGGAGGUAACCAUUGCACACUCAAAGAAUGGAAACCGUGUCCAAAAAUAGGGAUUUAUAAAUCAAAUGUUUUUCUUCUCAGUAGGAGCAAUGUGCUGUUUUCGUUCUGUGGAUUCUUUGCGAGGACGAACACAUUUGAAAACCGCAGAUUUACUGGAGCUUAUGUCAGCAGCUGCAGGUUGAUUUAACAGAGACAUCUGCUGGUUGUUUGUACUGUCUGAACUCUGCUGAAUUAAGCAAUGAAGGUAAGCCAAUUUGGACUGAGUGAAACUGCCACACUGCAGCAUCUCCCAAUGCAACUUCAUACCAACUAUGAACACAACGCAUUUUUUUUUUCCCCCACUGAUAUUACAGUUUCCUAAACACAAUUCACAAUGUCUUCUCUUUACUAGCUUUUACUUUUUGCACAAUCGCAAGUUUGCUGAAUCAGAAGGUGAUGCUUAUGAUUAGAGAUAAGCUAUAGCACGGUGAAAACACAAAGAUAACAUUCACGUUUUUUAGUUAUUAAUUAUUACUCUGUUAUUUUCCGUUAUAACUCAAUUUGAGGUUUGAGAGCAUUGGGAGUUAAAAGUGGCACAGUGGCUUGGUUAUUAAUGGUGCUACCAUUAAUGGUUAGCUUUUAGCUACAUUUAUGGGUUGGUUAUAAUGAGUUGCGCUAACAAUAAUAACAAGCUGCAAUGCAAGAAUAUUUUUUUUUGGGCUGUGUAACUGGAGAAGAAUUACCCUUUAAAUGUAUAACAUGGGAUACCGAAUGAAACUGCAAUUUCUUUCUUUGGGUACAGCAUGUGAGCAGCAUGUUUAUCUGUUUUUAAUCAGGUUGGAGACACAAUCUUAAUGCAUUUUAUUACCUGCUUUGGAAUUUAAUCUCAACCUUUUGCCUGUUUUGGCUCAGUUUACAUAUUGACUCAACCCUCUGAUUCUUAAUAUGUAGAAGGCCAGAAUAGUUAUAUCAGGACAGAGAUUACAUCUGUGCCACAUAAAAAUCACAAGGAGCCAGUUCACAUACAAGUGCCUGGGGUAGCAUGAAUUGAAUUAACAUUAUUAAAUAAAUACAGCAGGGGAGUUGUUCAAGAGCAUAAACCUUUAAGGAGAACGAGAAGGGGGAACAAAUUUUUUUCUGAUUAAAUAUUUUAUAUGAAGUGCAAAGUUUUGGAGCAAAGAUGGUGAUAUUUGUUGAUUAUUUUAAUGUUUAUAUGCACAUUAGUACCUCUCUUGGAGUUAAUUACGUGUCAGUAAUGACUGCUAUGGGGACCUGUAGACUUGCAAGAGGCCUGCAGUUAUAAACAUUUAGACUGCUGAUGGUAAUAUACAGUAGUUAGUCCCCAUGACAGCCACCGUCAAAGGCUGACUGCUCCUAAACUCCUCAAGAGGUGUGUGUGUGCUGAAAAGUCUAAAAGCUCUUCCCAAGUAUGGCUUUGCUAUAAGUAGUUUUUGUGAAAAAAGCCUUUAUUAACUUGAACUAGCUGUAACCUUUAAAUGUGUUGUUGUUAUCAAUAAUAUGUUCAUGACACUGUAUAGUUUGCAUGUUGUGUUUUUAGUGCAGGGAAAUGAGCAACGAGUGGCACAUACUGUAUCAAGAAUGACUGUGUUGUCAGAAUGAGCAGCUAUUUCAAUGACUUAAUACUGAUUGUAAAGAUAUUUUUUGUAUGUUUUCUUGUAUGCGUGAUGAAAUAUACAGACUGUGAGAGUGUGUGUUGCUCCAUUUUUAGUAUUGUUUGUACGGAGGAAAAGAGUGAGUGGUAUAAAAAAGAUUUGAGUAACAAAUAAAGCUUCAGUGAAACACACUGUUUGAAUUGAAUAAGUUGGUAUAUAAUUAAUGAUAAUGGGGGAAUUAUAAACCAUUAUGAAGACAAACAUGUCAUUUUGGUUUUCUGACUGUCUUUUAGGAACAAGUAAAUCCUUAAUAAAUCCAGGUGCCAGUG